GAUGGCGGCUAUCAACACCGGCGAUUUUCCUAUUCACGGGCUUUUACCUAAGCGAGAAACGGGCGCUGAUAGAUUUUUGGCUAAAUAUCCCGAGUAUGAUGGCCGUGGAAUUGUAAUCGCUGUGUUUGAUACAGGAGUUGAUCCGGGAGCUCCCGGUUUACAGGAAACCCCUGAUGGACGACGAAAAAUAAUUGAUUUAAUUGAUGCCAGUGGAAGUGGUGAUGUUGAUACCUCAACAGUUGCUGAGGCUGUUGAUGGCUGUGUGACAGGACUUACAGGAAGGAAACUGAGGAUUCCAGAUGACUGGGAGAAUCCCUCAGGCAAGUUUUUCAUUGGUGUGAGGAGUGCUUACAGUUUGUUUCCAGCAAAGCUGAGAGAGAGACGAGUGAAAGAAAGGCGUGAGAAGCUCUGGGACCCACCUCACCAGGUGUGCAUCUCAGAGGCAACAAGGAGGCUUGAUCAAUGGGAUGCAGAACAUCCAAAUCCUUCAGUGCAUGAGAAGUUAAUCAGAGAAGAUCUUCAAGCUCAAGUAGAGACCCUUGCCAGUCUUGAAAAGAAUUACUCUGACACUGGGCCUGUUUUUGACUGUAUUGUGUUUCAUGAUGGAUACACUUGGAGAGCUUGUGUUGACACAUCUGAGAGUGGAGACUUAGCCAGCUGUACUCUGCUGGCAAAUUACCGAGAAUCUGGACAGUAUGCCACAUUUGGAAAAGAAGAUUUGUUCAACUACAGUAUCACUGUUUAUGAAGAAGGCAAAAUACUGUCAAUAGUAGCAAAUGGAGGUACUCAUGGCACCCAUGUGGCCAGCAUAGCAGCAGGGUAUUGUCCAGAUGAUCCAGCACUGACAGGCAUUGCUCCUGGUGCUCAGAUUCUCUCAGUUAAGAUUGGUGAUUCAAGGUUAAAAACCAUGGAAACUGGAGCCUCCAUGAUAAGAGGAUUGAUUGCAGUUCAUCAGUACAAAUGUGAUCUUAUAAAUAUGAGCUACGGAGAAGCAAGUCAUUGGCCGAAUUCAGGACGUAUAAUAGAACUCAUGAAUGAACUUGUGGACAAACACAAAGUGAUAUUUGUGUCCAGCGCUGGUAACAAUGGCCCAGCUCUAUCCACAGUUGGAUGUCCAGGGGGCACUGCAGAGUCUCUUAUAGGUGUUGGAGCUUAUGUGUCACCAGACAUGAUGGCUGCUGAGUAUUCUAUGCUGGAAAAACUUCCCGGAAAUCAAUACACAUGGUCCUCAAGGGGUCCAACCACAGAUGGCUCAUUAGGUGUGAAUAUCAGCGCACCGGGCGGAGCAAUAGCUGCUGUCCCCAACUGGACGCUGAGAGGAACACAACUGAUGAAUGGAACAUCAAUGUCUUCACCUAAUGCUUGUGGAGGAGUUGCUCUCCUGCUAUCAGGUCUCAAAGCAAAUGAUAUUGCCUAUUCUCCGCACAGCAUUCGUAGAGCAUUGGAAAAUACUGCCCUUCAUGUGGAAGGACUUGAUAGACUCACCUUAGGACAUGGCCUCUUACAGGUCGACAAAGCGUUUGACUUUUGUCGAGAAUUUUCAAGAGUUCCAGAAAGAGAUGUUAGAUUUCAGAUUUCUUGUUCUUCUGGCAAGAGAGGAAUUUAUCUUCGUGAAUCCAGUCAGCUGUGUAAACCUUUCUUUGAACAAGUGUCUGUGUCAACACAUUAUGAUGAAGAUGUUGCUAACGAUGACAGAUUAAACCUCAACCUCCGACUUAGUUUGGUCAGUUCAGUAUCGUGGGUGACUGUACCGGAUCAUUUUGUCCUCAUGAAUACAACGAAUACAGUGCGCAAUUUCUAUGUCAAGGUUGAUCCUCUGGGUUUGCCGCACGGGGCGCAUUAUGCUGAGGUGUCCGCUUACGACAUUAGCUGUCCACAGCGAGGACCGUUGUUCAGAGUUCCAAUAACAGUCAUUAAACCCAACAGUGUUAGCGAUGUGAACCAUUAUGUGUACGAGUUGGAAGACGUGAAGUUUAAACCCGGACAGGUGCAUAGGAGUUUUGUUCAUGUCCCGGAGGGAGCAACGUGGGCGGAAUUUUCGGCCUUGUCACUUGAAGAAGAAGUCUACGGACUCUUUAUUCUCCAUGCUGUUCAGUUGUCGCCUCUUUCGUCUUUUAAGGAACACGAGUUCCUCCAAUAUAUUCCCCUUUCAUCGCUGAGCGAAAAAACCUUUAGUUUCGCAGUAAAGGGAGGUGAGACGUUGGAGUUGUGCACAGCAAAAUGGUGGGCUAGCUUAGGAGAGUGUGCCGUCAAGAGAAGUGUCACGUUUCAUGGAGUUAAUCCCAGUGAAAAGAGCAUAACACUGCAAACGUCAAAGGUCUGCCGAGUGGAUGUUAAAACUGCUCUGAGGGAGGAACAAAUCAACCCAACUGUAUCGCUCAAGACACAUGCACAGCCAGUCAGACCUUCAGAAUACAAGAUCAACGCGCUUGGUUCGAGAGAUGUCUUGCCGAACGGAAGGCAAAUUUUUGCUUUAACUCUCACUUAUAAUUUUCACCAGUCCAAAGCGGGUGAAGUGAGUCCCAAUGCAACAUACCUGUCUGACUUGUUAUACGAAUCUGAAUACGAGUCUCAACUGUGGAUGAUUUUCGACUCUAACAAAAGGAUGCUGGGAAGCGGAGAUGCAUUUCCUGACCGGUACUCAGUCAAGUUAGAAAAGGGAGAUUACGUGCUGAAGCUUCAGGUUCGACAUGACAACAAAGAUCAACUUGAGAAAUUGAAAGACACCGUCAUCUUACUAGAGCAGAAACUUUCGCCCGCUAUCACUCUAGACACACAUUCCUCACGUCUCGCCGCAAUGAAAUCCACCAAGUUCAAUUCAGGCAAUAAAAGGCCGGGCUCUUGUUGUCCUGUCUACAUAAUGCCUCCAGGAGAUGACAAGAUUCCCAAAGCUGCUAAACCUGGGCACAUCCUGAAGGGAACAGUUUCUUACGUGAAAAGUGAGACUGUAAAAAAAGCGUGCGCUUACCCAGUUCAGUACGUUGUUCCGGCCGCACCUAUUAAACAGAACAGCAAAGCAGCUACCGCCAAACCGGUGGAAAAAGAGAUGAAACAACAGUUUGAGGAGGCAAUGAGGGACCUUAAAAUCUCUUGGAUACCAAAACUUGGUGAUGUAACUCUGUAUGACGAGCUUGCGGAGCAGUAUUCUGAUCAUUUACCGCUACAUGUAGCAAGACUCCAUUUCUUAGACAAUUCCAAAGAUAGACUUCAAAGGCUUCCACAAGUAAUAGUUGCAGCGGAAAAAGUCAUACAAAUGAUAGAUCUUGUUGAGUUGUCCAGUUAUUACGGUAUGAAGACCGACACUCGGCCAGACGCCAUUAUCAUCAAGAGUGAGAAAGACAGCCAAAAAGCUACAUUAAUAGACGCUUUGUGUCGUAAGGGAAUAGCUCUAGCUGACAGGAUACUGGAAAAAUCUUCAGAUAGUAAGGAAACCACAGACGAUGGAGAUGCAAGUAGUUCGGAUGACCAGACGGAGACAGAGGAAGCAAUCUAUGAAAGACUUGAUGAGACUUUCAAGGAACUUGUUAAGUGGAUUGACGCAUCAGACCCUAAGGUUCUGCCGUUUUACAUUCGCCGCGCGCAGGCAAUGAAGCUCUACGGCCUUGCCCUGAAGGCUUCAAUGAAACAAAAUGGCGAUGGCACGCCUAACAGGGUAAACGAUGACAGGAACAUCCUGUUGUUCGAGAAGCUUGGCUGGGAACAUUGUGCGCGACUCACCAGAGAGAGUCUUCCGGUGAAGUAUCCUGCCUCCUAUCAGCCGUUUUAAUGAACACUUUUGCUGUAGCUUUUAUAUCGCUGUUUCAUUUUGACAGGUUUAACUGAAUUAAAUGCACGCGGGCACGUGUAGCACGAAAAGUACUAAAUUUACUUACAUGAUGCACUUCUUUGUAUAUGGACAGUGCUGUUUAGACCUUUCACUCUUGUUCUCAGAUCAAAAUAUCAAUGAAUGAGUUGCCAGUUAUCGAAUCCUUGUGUAUGCGCAAAGAUUUCAGGAAUCGCCACGGGGCAAACAUUGGUAGUUGCUAGAAAGAAAUAUAGCGAUAGGUCUUUUCGACUUCCGAAAAAAAAAAACGAUUUUGGAGAGAGAUCAACGCUUUUUCGCCGCAUUUUCAUCACGCGCAAAUACAAGGAUCCGAUUACUGGCAACUCAUUCAUUCUCUGUAUUGUCUGCCAUACUUUUUUUACUAUUUAAGAAAAGAGAAUUUUGUUUUCAAUCAAUCCGUGUUACGUGGUUGAUAUGUCUGUGUUCUUAUCACUUUUUUACCUGGAAGAAUAGUUUAAUUUGAAGGAGAUAUAACAUAUUGGUCUUUCCUGUGAAAAGGUUAAGUACGCAAUUUUCAAAUGUUGUCAAGGGUAUGUAAAACUGCUUGAUGAACAGAUCGAUUCAAAAAUGAAUCUAAUAAAAAAACACGCUGUUGUCACG
This is a messenger RNA of Pocillopora verrucosa, 4423 nucleotides long. NCBI's taxonomy places the organism in Eukaryota, Metazoa, Cnidaria, Anthozoa, Scleractinia, Pocilloporidae. The record is from RefSeq and is a predicted model, not a curated record.